This is a messenger RNA of Megalopta genalis, 7100 nucleotides long. NCBI's taxonomy places the organism in Eukaryota, Metazoa, Arthropoda, Insecta, Hymenoptera, Halictidae. The record is from RefSeq and is a predicted model, not a curated record.
CGGAUUUCACGGAGCCAACAGUGCGCGGACCGCCAGCACGCGACGCGGUUGCUCCGACGCGACGCCACGCGACGCUCUCUGCGCCGAUCGCCAUCGAACGCCCGUCGAAUAACUCCGAAAACCUGCUAUCGCUUCCUCGAGAAGCAGCUUUCUUCACCGCGAAGCUCCUCGACCGGGAGAAUCCCGAAAAACGCGCGGAAUCUCGGAUUCCCGGCCAGCGAAAGCGAGCGGUCCCCGAUCUAGACACCGUCGAUCCGUCGAGCUCCGCCAGCUUCAGGGACAAGAACGAACGGUUUCUCAUCUCGCGAUUGAUAAAAAAACGGUCGCGGCGGUCGCUUUUGUGGCGGCAGGGUCGAUGAUGACCGCGCGUGGUUCGUCGCCGACCGAGGAAACGCUGACAGGCGAUCGCGGCGCGGCGCUCGAUCGGCGCGGAUCCUAGAGGAUCUCGGUGGAUCCCGCGGGUCCGGGGGUCCUGGGAGGGAUCAGGGGACCCUGGAAGAGACGGUCGAAGGAUAUAGCAGUCGAGAGGAGCGCAAUCGAGAGGAAAGUAAUCGCGAAACGAUGGCUGUUCGCCGCGCGUCCGCGCAAAUAUUUUACGGACGGGCCCCAGGGACGCUCUGAAACGUGUCGAUCGAGGCGUCGGUUGCACGGUUUCAACGCGGAUAGGAACAGAGCAAACAGCGCGGAGAGAGAGAGAGAGAGAGAGAGAGAGAAAGGGACUUCGUCGAUCGGUCGUCGAAAGGGAAUCGUCCCUUAAAAAGUGACGCGUUCGCCGACGAAUCGCGUCGUCGGAAAUAAAUUGGUUCGAGCAGCUGGGAAAUCGCUGGGGAACGUUGUCCACGGACGGCGCCUGGAAGGACUGUCGACUUCGAUUCCGCUUCGAGCUGCACACUCGAGGAAAAUGCGGCGCUCGGCGAAAUGUUCCUGCGUUUUACGAUGAAGAGGAGCCAGGAUGACGCCUUGAGUCGUCGGAACAACGACGGCGACUGAUUAUGACGCGCGUCCGCACGCGCCGCGAUCUCUCUCGUCUCCUCCUGCCAUUCUCACCCUUCAAGACCCUUCAUCUUUCUCGCAGCCUGACUCUCAUCCUCCUCGGCCUGGCCUGCGCUCGCAGCGUGCUGCCCUGCAACGAAACCACGAAGUCCCGGAGCGAGGACACGGUCGGCCCUCGUCUAGGCAACGUCACCGACGAACAAGAUCUCCAAAGUGGCCCUGAAGACGUCGAGGACUGGACGCAGCUAGAUCGAAACGAGGAUCGGAACUCCGACGCGGCGGACCAGCCGAAAGUCGAGCAGAUCCUGUACAGAGCGGAUCAGCGGCUGCAAAUAUCUGACGAAAGUUCCGUCGCAGUUUCAACGGCUGGCGAGCAUCUCGAGAACUCUGUAGGGUACUCGCGGCUGAUCGAGAUCACCGUCGGGACUUCGGGGAGCCGUUACGAGACCCUCGGCCGCCACGAAAGGCGAAAGUCCCGGCGGGAUGGGAUCCGCGCUUCGACUUGGCCCGGCGUAGAUCUCGGCGAUUACAUCGAGCCGAGGGCGAAGAGGAACUUCCGGAACGGUAAAUUAGGCGCCAAAGGCGCGAAGUCGGAGCUCGAAGAAGCGGAUCCCGAUUGCGAGGACUGCGAGGACGAGGAGUCGGCGAGCACCGAGCCCGACAAAGUGACCGGCAGUCCCGAGCCGAGCGAGAACAAUCGAACCGGAGAUGCCGUCGGCUCGACGGAGGUCGACGGCGAGCUUCCAGCACCGGCGAGCAACGGUAGCAACGAGGAGCCGUUCACGGGGUUCGAGGGUUCCCAGAAGUUCCCCAUAAAAGUGACCUACAAGCCCGCGGUGAUCCCUCAAGUGGAGAAGUUCGACAGAAGACACUUCGGCCCGCCGAAGAUGGACGACACCGAGACCACCCUGGCUGUGUUCCCGACCACCUUGUCCCCGGAUCUGCCGAAGAGUCCCGGGAAGGACGUGCUCCAUCGGCACAGGAAGGUCGACGAGGUCACGGAAGAGGAGCGGAGGCAGGAGAUCGUCGACGCGGUCGAGAACGCGAACGACACGGACGAUCUUUGGCUUCCCGGCGCCUCUUCCGGUCGCAGAUCCUCCAACAUAGCUGCGGGGAAACCCGCCGCGGAGGAGAAACGGGCUACCACAAUGCUCCCUGCGUCGACCGCCGGGGGUGAGAAGGCCAGCGGCGGCACCCUGCCGGCGACGGAAUCGACCGAGAAGAUAAACGUGACCAUCCUCGGCUUGUUCGAGAUGACGCGGGGAUUGGAGCCCAGGCCAGAAGGACCCAGCGAGCUGCAGGCAGCCAGGAUGGCCGUCGAGCAUGUCAAUGAGAUGAACAUGCUGUCCAGGUUCAGGCUGAGGCUCGUCCACAACGACACCAAGUGCGAUCCCGGCGUGGCGGUUGAUAGAUUCUUCCACGCUCUCUACUCGGCGAAGAAGAACGAUCUGAUACCAUUGCUGCUGGGCACCGCCUGCUCCGAGGUCUCCGAGACCUUGGCGAAGAUCGUGCCCUAUUGGAACGUGAUCCAAAUCUCAUUUGGAUCUACCGCACCUGCUCUCUCGGACACCACGGAGUUCCCGUUGUUCCUGCGAACCGUCGCACCCGAUUCCAGUCACAACUCGGCCAGGAUCGCUUUCAUCAAGCAUUUCGGAUGGGACACUGUCACCGCCCUGUCGCAGACAGGCGACAUGUACUCGCUGGCUGUGAACGAUCUGGUCACGGAACUGGAGCAGGCGAACAUCACGUGCACAGCGACGAUCACGUUCGCGGAGAACGAUUAUAAGGAACAGCUGCGGACUUUAAAAGAAUUGGACACUCGAAUCAUCAUCGGGAGUUUUUCGCCGCGGCUGGCGCCCCAAGUUUUCUGCGAGGCGUGGAAGCUGGGGAUGCACGGCGGCGACUACGCGUGGAUCCUGCCGGGUGAUACGAUCGACUUGUCAAUAAUCGCCGGGGAUUGGUGGCACUCCGGACCAGAGGAGUGCACGGCCUCGCAGCUGUCGCAAGCUCUGAACGGGUUGAUCAUCGUGAAGAGCUUCGGCUCUGCCAUGGGGGACGAGAUUAGCUCAUCGGGCCUGACAAGCAGCAAAUUCGUCGCGGAAUUAGCCAGGCGAGGCGUGGCGCAUUCGAAAUUCGCCGCGCAGACCUACGACGCUGUCUGGGCGAUGGCCCUCGGCCUCGAGAAGACCGAGGCCCUUUUGAACAAAGAGAACGCGUCCGUGGCGCAGUACAGCCACACGAGGAAGGACAUCGCAACGAGACUUCUGGACCAGCUGAAGCUUCUUCGCUUUAUCGGAGUGUCGGGGCCAGUGUCGUUCGACGGAGCGGACCGAGUCGGUAUCACGGCGUUCUAUCAGAUGUACGACCACGUGAUCAGGCGGAUAGCGAUUUUCAGUCCGGAGGACGGCAAGCUGAUAAUGAAUUGUCCACGAUGCGCAAUGACGAAAUGGCCCGGCGGACAUCCUCCCGCGGCGCGAAGGGUUUUCCGGUUGCGGGUGGUGACCGUGGCACCUGCGGCUUUCCUCGCGGUCACAUGCAUCGCCAGCGUCGGCGUCACUCUCGCACUCGCGUUCCUCGCCUUCAAUCUGCAUUUCCGCAGGCACAAGAGCAUCAAACUUUCGAGCCCGAGGCUGAACAAUAUGGCAGCCGUUGGCUGCGGUCUGGUUUACGGUGCGGUGAUCCUUCUGGGCCUGGACCACGCCACCCUGCCGGACAGCGACGACUAUUAUCCAGCCGUGUGCACGGCCAGGGUCUACCUGUUGUCCGCCGGAUUCUCGUUGGCCUUCGGCUCGAUGUUCACCAAGACGUACCGGGUGCAUCGGAUAUUCACGAAGAGCAGAAGCGGCGUCGUCAAGAAUAAGCUUCUUCAAGACACGCGACUGAUAAGCCUGAUCUUCGUGCUGCUGCUGAUAGACGGCCUCGUGGUAACCUUGUGGGUCACUUUCGACCCGAUGCAGCGCCACUUACGGAACCUGACACUGGAGAUUAACCCGCAGGACAGAGGCGUAGUGUACCAGCCCCAGGUAGAAGUGUGCCACUCGCAACACACCAACAGCUGGCUCGGCGCACUCUACGUCUACAAAGGACUGCUGCUCAUCGUCGGCGUCUACAUGGCCUGGGAAACAAGGCACGUGAAGAUACCGGCGCUGAACGACUCCCAGUACAUCGGCAUGAGCGUCUACUUCGUCGUGAUCACGUCCGGCAUAGUCGUCGUGCUGGCGAACCUGAUGUCAGAUCGCGCGACCCUCGCAUUCGUCACAAUCACCGCCCUGAUUCUCGCAUCGACCACCGCGACCUUGGCGUUGCUAUUCCUCCCGCAGCUGGCCAAUAUCUUGGCCGGCGAGAGAGCCGAUCCCGUCGUCCAGAGUCUCGGAUUGAAGAUUGAAUGCAACACCAGGAGAUUUGUCACCGACGACAAGAACGAGCUGCAGUACCGGGUCGAGGUGCAGAACCGCGUGUACCGUCGCGAAAUGGCGCAGCUGGAGCUGGAGCUGGCCAGAUUGGAGAAACAAUUGGCGCAGGAGCCGGUCGAGCCGUCGCACGCUUCGUCGAGCGCGUCGAUUCCGCAACGGAAUCCGAGCAUCGGCGGCGGCCUGCCUUUGUUGUUGCUCAGCGUCCUACCGCCGGUCAUACCGAGGGCUAGCUGGCCAUCCGCCGAUCCAUCCGGAAUGCGCCGAGGUACGGUAGCGUUUAGCAGCCAGCCAGAUCUGGAGCCGGACGGUCCCAGGAGGAGUUUAGCAGACCUCUACAAGCUCCAUCGAAGAAGGGAGACCGAAGGGCCGAGCCGUUUAGGCGUUUUCCAGAGACUGUUCAGUCUGUUCGGCAGUCGGCCCGCCAGCAGGAAGACCUCCACCGCUUCGUUCACCGGAGUGGCGUCAGCGCUGCGAGUACACAUGGGAUACAUCGCUGGCCUGGUGCCCGGCACGAAAGCCGCGUCCACCUGUCAGGUGAAUGCCCAAGGCGCCCGUCCACCUCACCCCCGUUGCGGCUCAGGACCAAUCAUUAGUAUUACUAGCGAAGAAGAUCGCCGACUAAGCCUCGGGCUGCGUCGCAAAGAGAGCAGCGAGCCCAGAGUCAAUUUUAGCCUGCCGCCUAAAGCGAGCACCAGCCAAUCGUCCUCCCGGGAGAAGAUCCGAGGAUCGCCGCGGUUCCCUCAUCGGAUAGUCCCGGCGAACAGCCUAAACGCGAUCGCUUCCGGUUCAUCGAUAUCGAAGUCGCAGCGCUGGCACUCGAUGGAGGACGCGAGGAAAGCGAGACCCUCUCAGGCCCUCGGAGGAUCGUCCUGCAGCCCUGUCUGCGACGUGUGGGCCUCUAACGAGCUCGGGAUCCCAUUGGACGAACUGGGGACUGGAGCUCGGGUCAAAAAGCCGCCGGAUUCGUUGGCGUUGCCCGGCCCCGCGGACGCGGAAUCGAACAGCUGCGACGACGCGAGACUCGGCGACGACGAUCCCAGCAAUCUUUCCAGGACGAGCGACGCCCCCGGGACCGGAAGUCCUGCCGAAUCGGAGGCAAAAACCGCCCCGUCGUCGCCUGGCAACGCCAGGACCUCCUCCGACGAGGACGUCGCAUCCUCAAUGACCGAAACCUGCCCGAAACCCGAGCCGGACGCUGGCGCGGACGCAGCUCGGGACAAUCCUCGGCUGCCCAGCCGACCUUCCAGCCCUAUUGUUCACGUGACGAACGCGGACGAACCGGAAGGAACGAAGCAAACGGACGGGGAAGCGACCGGCGAAUGAAGUUCGAACGCGAAGUCACGGUGGACCAGUCUUUUCUGCCGAUCGACGAGUCCUGACGGUGCUGCGAACAGCGUCGGCCGGAUAAAACGUGGCGUUUCAAUCGAUCAAGGGAAACGCCGCGGUAUUUGUACCAGCGGGAACUGGUCGGAACACGUCCCAGGACCGAAUAGAUAAAUAUGUUCGUCGUCUGUACGAUAAUUGUUUGAAUAACGUUCCGAAAACUGCGGUGCGAAAGUCUCGAAAUCAAUGCGAGACGAGAUUCGAGUGUUCAAUCGUAGGCGGGACACCCUGUAUAGCAACAGAGAAAUUUUGUCUUGGCGACGGCACGCUGCAGAUUUUAGGUCAAGUCACCCCGUUGUUUAACCCUUUGCACUCGAAGCUAUUUGAACAGCAGACUUCUGACCUAGAAUAUCUCCAUUCAAGCGCGAUUCUUUUCUUUGUCAAAUUCCGGCGGACGGAACGCGGAAAGAUAAUUUGCGAAGAAACGAGAUCCCAUCCGAUUAUUAAAAAAAAAGAAAAAGAAAAAAAGCGAGCGUUCGCGCUAUUGAAUUUGCGGCUGAAAAGGUUUUUUUAUCCGGCUGGUCCUCGCCUCGGAACGCGUCGCUUCGCGAGCGAGAGAAAAACGGCCCGUAAAAUAGGCCGCGCGGGGAGAAGUCGCGCUCGAAAUCGGCCGUGAUCUUCUUCUGUCCACGUUUCCGUUCCCCGAAAAGGAUCGCGCGAGAUCCUCCGCGCACGCGACAAUCUUCCGUGUAUCCACUAUCCCCCGUGUGUACAGGAUCAAAAGCUCAAUCGAGGCUCGAACAAAAAUUCGCUCGAGACCACGCGCGAAUAACGGCGUUCCCUCCGCAGCGUGUUUGUCGCCGUCGCUUCUCUAACGGCGGGAACGCCCGUGGUCGAUGUUUUCAAUGAAAUUUAAUCGUGUGUGUUCCGUAGCGAGUUGUGCCAAAAAGAGACACGCGAAAAUCCAGGACCCGUAAAAGUAUGCACAGCGGACCGAGAGGACUAAAAUCGCAUGGAUCGUGGUGGGACCAAAGCAACCGACAACAAAUCCUUGAGUUCGUUGCGCGAAAUUAUUUUUAAUAAACGUUUGAAAGUUCAAGAAGUAAUUGUUACUCGAUCGAGGACGCGAGGCCGUUCACCGAUUUUCAUUCAGUCCGCGAACAUCGUUCCGCGCGUACUUGCACGGAAAUAGAAAGAAAAUAUGUACCGGGAAAGAGAGAACCGCGGAGGAGAGCCAUGAACGACGGGAGACGAGCUGACAGUACUCUUACAGGUCCAACAUCAAAGUGUUCAGAGCGCCCUAUAUAUACCCUUCCUUCAGUACCUGCAUUCGAUGUAAAGCAAAGAAGAAAAAUCUAGAAAGAAGUAUAA